AUGUCGAUAUUAAAUAUAACUCUUGUUGGUUCGCUUUAUGCUCAAUAUGACCAACAGGAACAGUUGGCUGGAAGUGAACCAAGUAAUCUAGCGCGAUUAUUACCAAUCCUUAGCCGUCGAGCUCGUGCAACGUCUUGUCCUGCCGGAUUGUGUUUAUCGAAAUGGGGUUAUUGUGGUAACACAGCUGAGCAUUGUGGUUCAGGAUGUAAAAGCGGCCCAUGUAAAGGUGGUUCGGGAAAUAACGGUGGUCAACGAAGUGGGGAAGCAACAUAUUAUGCUCCUGGUCUUGGUGCUUGUGGUAUAAAUAGCAAUGGUAAUGAACUUGUUGCUGCAAUGGCUGCUCCUGAUUUUGAUCCACACACUCCAAAUCGUAAUCCAAAUAACAAUAGACUUUGUGGUCGACAUAUUUCAGUGAAUGGACCACGAGGUUCAGUGACUGUCCGAGUUGUUGAUCGUUGUCCAGUAUGCAAACCUGGCGAUUUGGACUUGAGUCCAGCUGCUUUUGAUCGAAUCGCCAAUCGAAAUCAAGGACGAAACCUAGAAGGUGCUAGUGAUAUUCGUUAUCGUGUUGAGCUCAUGAUGAACUCAUCAAUUUUGUUGUCAUUCACAAUUGGACUAUUAGUACUGGUCAUGGGUGGACAAGGUACGGUGUACAGACAGUGGGUGCCUAUGGACACUACACUUGUGUUCAACAAACCAGGAACCUGCUAUGGACCAGAAAUUCAUGUAUCUGGAGAUAAUUGGCGCCUAUGUUGUGAUCAUUUUGGCACCCGACAACUCCAAAUGGAAACACGCAGUGUCAUUGAGCCUCUCUUACCUACAUCGGUUGAAGACCGUAGCUUAGCAAAAAAUAUACUCGAUGGAUGA
Messenger RNA from Adineta ricciae, 867 nucleotides. The record is from the annotation of a GenBank genome assembly. NCBI's taxonomy places the organism in Eukaryota, Metazoa, Rotifera, Eurotatoria, Adinetida, Adinetidae.